ACUUUGCCAUCGAUGUCAGUGCUGAACUCUGGCUGGCCCCACCGAGGGGAGAGCCUCACUGCUCAGGAUCCAGGUCCACCAGCGAACUUAGACAGUGACCCAGGCCACCUGCCAGAGGAGGACCCUGAGGAGAUCUCUGCUCAGGAUUCUGAAGUUCCGAGCCUGGAGUUUCCUGCUCUGGACACCAACCAAGCUCCCAACUGGCCUGGGCUCCUGCAGCAGCUCCCUCCACAGGACAGUGAUGAGCGAUACUGCCUAGCCCUUGAGGAGGAGGAGCUGGCUGAGCUGCGACUCUUUUGUGCCCAGCGGAGGCGGGAGGCCCUGGGACAGGGGGUGGCACGCCUGAUACCUCCCAAGCUCAAAGAAUGCAUCUGUGCGAAGUGCAGAGAGCUGCUGAGGCCAGGGGAAUACGGAGUGUUUGCAGCCAGGGCAGGAGAGCAGUGCUGCUGGCACCGGGCUUGCUUUGCCUGCCAGGUCUGUGGCCAGGCCCUGAUAAACCUCAUCUACUUCUACCACGAUGGGCAUCUCUACUGCGGCCGUCAUCAUGCUGAGCUGCUGAGGCCACGCUGCCCUGCCUGUGACCAGCUGAUCUUCUCCCGGCGCUGCACCGAGGCGGAGGGAUGGCGCUGGCACGAGAACCACUUCUGCUGCCAGGACUGCGCCGGGCCCUUGGGCGGAGGACGUUAUGCCCUGCCGGGGGGCGGCCCUUGCUGCCCCAGCUGUUUUGAGAGUCGCUAUUCGGCUGCCGGCUCGAGCCCGGCCGCGACACUGGAAGGAAGGCUGUCCCUUGGGGAGGCGGGGCUCGACAGAGUUGAAGGCGGGGACCGCGCACCACUACAUUCUGCAACCAUCACCGGAGCAGCCUUCGCCGCCAGCUCCAGUCCAGAAACCCAGAGAGACCUGCUUGCAUCCAACCCGGAGCAGGACUGUCGAGCCGGGGAUAAGGCUGAGGCACCCAACGGACAAGAGCAGGGCCCUCUGGAGACGCCCAUUGACCCCAAGGAGGACGCCCCCUGCCCCACCUGCUCCUCUUCCUCUGACUCCGAACCCGAAGGCUUUUUCUUAGGCCAGCGCCUUCCCCAGCCCUGCAAGACCCCCGGAAGCCUCCAAGCUGGGGACAGCGACACCUCUAGGAAGCGUUGCACCAUUUGCUAGUGGCGCGGCCCGGAGAAGGGGGAGUCGUGGAGGGGUGAUCUAUAUGGCAGUAGACCGAGACUCUUCUCCCCUUAUAAAAAUCCUAGACUGAACGUAAUCAGGGACACCCCUGGGAGAGGCGGCGAGAUGACAGACUUGAGUACGUCCUCUUCAGCACAAGCAUUCUGUGACUUUUGGUGGAGACUUUCUUGGGGAGCCCCAUUCCCCAAAGCUACGCAGCCCCUGCUGAGCUAGACCCUACUCCGACCCCACAGGCUGGGACAGCCCAACAAUCUCCAGCAUCCUCCUCCUGGGCCAAUGAUCACUCGGGCCACGUGUGGCGUGAGCCGCUGGACGAGGCGAAGGCCUAGAGGGAGCCGGAGGUGGAACCGGACCAGGAGGACGGCAGAGCCUCGCCUCGCUCCUCCCUCGCAGG
Molecule: messenger RNA, 1570 nt
Organism: Molossus molossus (Pallas's mastiff bat)
Lineage: Eukaryota; Metazoa; Chordata; Mammalia; Chiroptera; Molossidae
Gene: PRICKLE4
Product: prickle planar cell polarity protein 4
Exons: 6
Coding region: 13-1155 (380 amino acids)
Molecular function (GO): zinc ion binding
Source: RefSeq, a predicted model, not a curated record